Polistes dominula (European paper wasp) is the source of this 1957-nucleotide messenger RNA. It is a transcript of the gene gt, whose product is annotated as transcription factor giant. NCBI's taxonomy places the organism in Eukaryota, Metazoa, Arthropoda, Insecta, Hymenoptera, Vespidae. The record is from RefSeq and is a predicted model, not a curated record. Gene Ontology annotation, cellular component: nucleus. Gene Ontology annotation, biological process: regulation of transcription by RNA polymerase II. Gene Ontology annotation, molecular function: DNA-binding transcription factor activity, RNA polymerase II-specific; RNA polymerase II cis-regulatory region sequence-specific DNA binding.
UUAUAAUAAUAUUUAUAUUUAUAAUUAUAAAUACUCUGUAUGUGUAUAAUGAAAGAACUAUUUGGAAGUAUCCUUCUACUUUUUGUGAAAAGGGACCGAUACCCCCACCACAGUUCUUCAAGAAGUUCUCCUACCCUUUUCCGAACAACCCUUGUAAAUGGUAUAAAACCUACUGAAUUUAGGUAGAUAUCUUAAACGUUCUUCGUCAGUCUUAGGAAGUAGCCAGUCAGUGAGCAUCUCGCAAUUCCUCAAACAGAUUCUAAGUUCCUUUACACGGCGUCUGUGACUAACUAAUGUGUCUGUUUAAAAAUUUAUCGUAAAAUAUUGUGUCAUACAGAGAUAGUGAUUACAGUGCAAUAAAUAAAGAUUUUACAUAUAUAUAUAUAUUCAAAUUUUUUAUAAGUGAUCAAAUAGUUACUUAUAAAGUAUUUGUUAAUAUUCAACAGAAACUGAACUAGUCCCGGAAAACCAAAAAGAAAUAUUUUUAUUUCUAACAUUCUAACUAAGUGUAUAUUCUAACUAAUUACAAAAGUCACCUUUGAUUUGAUCUUUUAUAUAUAUUAUAACAGAUUACGUUCUAUUUCGUUAUACGUGCGAGUUUUGUGUUAAUUGAAGAAAACAAAAACUAAAUUUUCUUUCUCAGUAAAAAAGGAAAAAGUGUGAAAAAGAAAAAAAUCAUCAAAAAAAUGGAUAUGAAUUCGGCGGCUAUACUUUAUAAUACGCAAUCACAAAUUUGUGCAAAUUAUCAAGUCCCUCUGAACGAACAAAAAAACCCGUCAUCACCUAACGAAUCAAUGGAACAACCAACAGACUUAUCCAAUUCAUCUAAUCACAAUACUUCGGAAGACACAGUUUCAGAAGGCUCGAUAUUAGAUUUGUCAUGCAAAUCAACAUCAUUUUCACUUAAGACCAGUAAUAAUCCUGACACGAUUCAAACGAUGGUAAGUGAUAUACCUGCGGUAUACACGACAAAUCUUAAUACUCGUAAAAGAAGAUACACCAAUAAUUCUGAUACAUUAUCAUCGGAAUCCGACUCAGGAAAUAUAAACGAACACGAAGAAAGAUCACCGAACAUUCUUAUGAUGAACAAUAAUAACACAACCCAAGUACCAUCUUAUUUGCCAAUGAACGUCCCGAUUGCAGUUCCGAUUCCCCCAACUUCAACGAUAUUAUCUAGUUUGCUCACUUCAAAUCCAUUUGAACCAAAUAGGAAUAAUAUCAUUAACACGAAUAUUCAAUUAUCAACCAUUGCAACGCCAACAAUACCACCAAUUAAUCUCUAUAAUCACGAAAAUUCGAAAACAAUGCCUAGACCGUUUAAAGCUUAUACUUUAAAUGCUCCGCCUAACAGUAUUAAUUCGGCUUUUUCUCUAAAUUCCGAUAAGUCGUUUGCAAAAUUUCGAGAACAGGUACUUAUGUCAGUUAAACAUCAAAAAGAAUCGUCUAAUCCUAAAAUGCGAAGACCCAAGAAAACUUCAUCAUCGGCAGUACCAACAAGUACCGUAGAGGAAAAGGAUGCUGUUUAUCUUGAAAAACGGAGAAGAAAUAACGAAGCCGCUAAACGUUCGAGAGAUGCUAGAAGAGCUAAGGAAGAUGAAAUUGCAAUAAAGGCUGCUUAUUUGGAACAAGAAAAUAUGACGCUUAAAAUUAACUUGGAUGUACUCAGGGAAGAAUGCAAACGGUUGGCUAGUAUAGUAAACAAGUAUAAUGGCGCUUAGACGAUUCAAUUUUCAUUUGUGAACAAAUUAAAUGUUCACGUCAUAUUAUUCCUUCGUGUAAUGGAAUAAUUAUCCUGUACAGUAAUUUUAAUAAGAAAAAUAUGUUCAAGAAGAUAUAUCAGAUUAAGAGACAUUCGUUCAUUCGUUCGUUCUGUUCAUUACACCUAUCUAAUCACAUUUUUAACUUUUUCUAAUUGUAAAUAUAAAAAGCUAAAUCAUUUUAUUAUACUGUUAAAUUA